This is a messenger RNA of Ostertagia ostertagi, 3210 nucleotides long. NCBI's taxonomy places the organism in Eukaryota, Metazoa, Nematoda, Chromadorea, Rhabditida, Trichostrongylidae. The record is from the annotation of a GenBank genome assembly.
AUGAACGCGUGGCCCAGCGCAAACUAUAUGAUACUUAUGCUGCGUUUAUUUUCGGUAUUAUCCGCCGGUGCUUUCGAAGGCUGGAUAAGACGUAUUGCCGUGAAUACUAUCGCCGAUUAUUUCAGGCGUCAACCUCCGCAAACAGCCUCCUUAGCCGAAGAUACCAAUGAUACAGCCGCCUAUGCAGAGGUGGAUGGCUUAAGAUCAGGCCAAAACCUUACGUCCGAUCAGAAGACCGGAGCUGCUAUAAGUGAAGAUGCCGAAAAUGAAACUGAUAAGCAGGAACCGGCCGAUGCUGUAAGCCAGUCAGCUAAUCGCCGCACUUCAUCAGCUGCAAGUAAAAAUAGCCGCCGCAACCAGCCUGCAAAACAGGCGGUGCAACCAGCCCGCCGAAGCAAGAAACCGGCUAUGGUUGCUAAUACAAAACAGGACGCGCCGGAUAAACCGGUUCCGGCAGAUAAUGAGGCGCGGAACAACAAGCCCCCGGUUGAAAAUAAAGCCACAGCGGAAAGUGCGGGCAACAGCCCCUCAAAAGAAGCGGAUAAGACGACGGCUACAACCGGGCGUAAAGCCAAUCCACGCACUGCGGGCCGCAAUGGUCGUAAUAAUAAGGCAAGGGCUACAACGGCUGAUAAACAACAGAAAGUAAGCGGCAAUACAGACCCUGAUCAUGUUGUUGGGGUAACCAGCCCAGCAGAAGGCGGGAAGAAGCGUACUGAUGAGGUUGCGGUAAAAGAAUCAAAAACUGCCGGAAAUGAAAACGCAGGCAGCGCGGCUUCAGAUGCGUCAGCUCAAGCCGGUCGCAAAGCAAAUCCAGGCACUGCGAGCCGCAAUAACCGUAAUAAUAAGGGAACUGUUACAACUGCUAAUAAGCAGCAGAAGGUAAGUGGUAAGGCAGAUCCUGAUAAUGUUGUUGGUGCAACCAGCCCCGCGCAAGCCGGAAAGAAGCGUAAUAAUCCGGUUGCGGCAAAGGAAUCAAAUCCAGUUCGCCAGUCCGAUGAGGUGAAGCAGGAAUCGCUGGGAAUGGUUAAAGGUGAACGGGAUGUAUCCUGCGGCUUGUUUAAGAUCACCAGCGCCAAUUGUAAUUCCGCAGCUACAACCCCACUCGUUGCACCGCCCGGCUUCCAGGAUUAUACCUGGUACAAUGCCAGCUAUACAGCGGUAUUAGGUACCGGGCAAACCAUUCAUAUCCCCACACCUGCCACUACAACGGACUAUCAUGUGAUACUGACGCCUUACCCCGGUUAUGGCUGUACCGAUACGCUGACCACACAGGUUUUGUUUUCUGCAUUGACCGUAAAUGCCACACCAGACAGUGCCAACUUAUGCCAUGCCAGCCAGGUGCAGCUGAAUGCUACGCAAACGGGCAGUGCCUCGCCUUAUACCUAUAGCUGGGCACCGGCCGCCGGCCUGAACUGUAUCUUCUGCCCUAACCCGAUGGCCUCGCCAACGGUCAAUACCGCUUAUACGGUUUCGGUAACAGAUGCGAUUGGCUGUACCGUAACGGAUACGGUUGCUGUGGUAGCUCCCCUUUCACUCACCGAGACACAUACCGAUGUUAGUUGUAACGGUGGCAACAAUGGGUCGAUAACGGUGGGUGUUAUUGGUGGCGUGCCGCCUUAUAGUUAUAGCUGGAAUACCAGUCCGCAGCAAACAGCGUCCUCGAUACAAAACCUUGGUCCCGGCGUGUACACGGUAACCGUCAGAGAUGUGACGAAUUGUAUGGCUACAAAGACGAUCAUUAUCAGCCAGCCAUCGCCAAUGACAGUCACGGUAUCAUCUACCGAUAUCCGCUGUGCGGGCGUGGGUGCGGGCAUGGCCUGGGUAAGAGCGGCAGGCGGCGUAGCUCCUUAUAACUAUAGCUGGAAUACGGUGCCGCCGCAAUCAAACGAUACCGCAUUUGGCCUGCCCGCAGGAACUUAUACCUGUACGGUUAUAGAUGCCAACCGUUGUGUAAAAACAAUUUCCAGCACGAUCAAUGAAUCCAAUCCGUUUACUGUAAGCACCCAAUUGAUAAAGCGCUCCUGCCCCGGUGAACUGAAUAGUGAAGUCCGUGCCCUGGUACUCGGUGGCGUGGGUACCAUCCGUUAUUCCUGGAACACCAAUCCCGUGCGCAGCACGCCUGUCCUGGACCGCAUCGGGCAGGGUACGUAUAUUAUUACGGUGCAGGAUUCGGUGGGUUGUAUUGCCCGGGAUACGAUUGCGGUCACAGACUUUCCGGGGCCUGUGGUGACAGCCGGUAAUGAGGUAGAGAUCUGUGAGGGUGAAAGUACUACCCUGAACGCCGGCGGCGCGCUGACCUAUCAGUGGUAUGCGUCUUCUCCCACACUCUCCUGUAUUAACUGCCCGUCCACAAUAGUUACGCCGGAUACAACAACCGUUUAUUACGUUAUUGGUACCGAUGUGAAUGGCUGUAAAGACACCGGACUCGUUACGGUGCAUGUGUUACAACGGAUGCCUGUAACUGUGGACAGUACCCGGAGGAUAUGCCUUGGGGAAGAAGUUAUGCUGGGGGCCACUGGUGGCAUUUAUUAUGAAUGGACUCCUGUGGAUAAUAUGGAUGGCCCCUUUUUACCAAACCCGGUUACCCGGCCCACGAAGACAACUACCUACCAGGUGAUCAUCACGGAGAACCGUUGUUUUAAAGAUACGUUGCAACAAACAGUGGUGGUAAUGCCAUUGCCGACAAUAAAUAUUAUGAACGGAUUUUCGGGGAUUCCGGGUGCUAUGGUGCCACUGACAACUACGGUCGCCAAUGCGCAGACAAUUACCUGGUGGCCACCUACGGGACUUAGCUGCACUGAUUGUUUCCAGCCAGUGGCAACCCUUGAUAAGAGCAUCAUUUACAUUGCUGAAGUCUCGGAUUCCAUCGGUUGUAAAGCCCGGGAUACGAUCCGGAUCAUUGUUGGUUGUGACGGUAAUGCUUUUUACCUGGCCAAUACGUUUACCCCUAAUAACGAUGGGCAGAAUGAUUAUUUCUAUCCGCAGGGAUUAGGGGUGAAUAAGGUGAACCGGUUUAUGGUAUAUAACCGUUGGGGAGAAGUUGUAUUUGCCGCCAGCGAUCUACCUGUUAAUGUACCGGAACGUGGAUGGGACGGGCUUUUUCAUGGUAAAGAACUUCCCCCGGAUGUAUUUGUAUAUGUGGUGGAAGCCAUUUGCCCGGACGGGUCGCCGGUUGUAUUAAAAGGGGAUGUAACACUGGUUCGCUGA